GUUUUAAAAGAGGUGUUUGGGCUUUAACAUUUUGGGAAUAACUGAGGUAACUGUAUUUUGUAAAAUAAUAUGUAAAGUAAUAUUUAUAUUGUUCUAGGUCCUUUCGAAGAGGAAAAGGCUCUGGAAAUAAGAUAUUAUACUACCACUUAGAGACACGAAAAUGUAUUGAACUGUUGCAGAAAAACCUACGUCUAGUUUUGUAAAUCAACAAACCAUAAUAAUAAUAUGCCGGUUUGCAAUCUUCCACUUCCAAAAACACACCAAGUAACUGGCACGUUAUUGUUUGCCAAGCCCAACGUUACAACUCACACCGUCGGGUCUCUGAAUCACCAAGAGACUAGGCUAGUGGUGACGACUUAAAAAAUCUAUCGGUGAAACUAUCGAUGCAUUCAUAAAAGUUGGUAUCUGUGGUUUAAAAAAGACAGAUCUGCAGAAUUUACUGACUUCGCAAGGUUUCAAAGAUGUCGGAGUUAACGGGAGACUCUGGACCUAAUGCUCUCCAGCAGUUUACAGACAAAACAGCAUUUGGUGUCAAUGAGAAGUUUGAUGCUGUCGACAAUAAUAGCGAAAUGGCUACUGCACAAUUCCUGAAAGCUUGUGUUGAUAUAACUAGUAUUUUGGAUCGGCUCGGAACUGGAUUUUCAGUGCCCAAGAAAGACAUAGUGGGAAAUAUCAAGAGGAUUGAUGAGAAGUUCAAGAGUAACCCCGAAAAGUACUCCACCCUGAAAGUCAUCAUUCAGGAUGAGGCACAGGUCCAAGCAAAGUCAUCAAAGAUCACAAGCUUAGCUGCUGCCUUGAUCUGGCUGAGGAGAGCUCUGUCGUUCCUGCUGUCUUUCAUCUCCCUCCUGUCCAAGGAGUACCACGCCGGAGUGGGGGAGCAGAAUCUGCGACAGACUGUGGUCACCGCCUACCAGGGUACCCUCAAACCUUUUCAUGGGAGGAUGACGCAGUUUCUUUUCUCUGACUUGCUAAAAGGAAGCAGGGUUGCUAAUGGAAUGCAAACAAAUGGAUCAAGGGGAAAUCAGGUUAAAUUACAUAAAUCUUUACAAACUUUUCAUUUUUUUAUAUUGGACUUGGCUUUUUCUUAAUUUGAUUUGGUUUUAUAAAGAUACAGUUCAUGAAUUACUGAAAUAUUUUGCCACUUGACUGAUUCCCUUGAGACAUUCUACUGGUUCUGUUAAAGUUAUACAAUUCAGUGCAGCGUAACACACUUGGCCACUAACCCUCUAGUAGGCCAACGCAGAUGGCGAUGAAAAGUAAAGAUAACUUUAGUUUUUUGGGGUUUGGUUUGGUAAAUGUGUGGUUUGCUGCAUUACAACAUGUUGCAUCUAGUGUUUAAAACAUUAAUUGUCACUACUUUUAUGCAUUGAAAGAGCAACAUGUUGUAGCUUGGGGUAUAAUGUAGCAAAGCUUGUCAUUCACUGUCAUGGACAUUUUAAAUCUUUAGCUUCUUAUACAGUGAGUGGUUCACGGGGGCUCUGGUGUGGUUUGAUCUUUCUUUCCUAGUAAAGAUAGAAUCUAUCAUCGUUAUCUCUCUUUCUUCUUUUCUUU
Messenger RNA from Aplysia californica (California sea hare), 1551 nucleotides. Its product is annotated as glycolipid transfer protein. Gene Ontology annotation, molecular function: ceramide 1-phosphate binding; ceramide 1-phosphate transfer activity. Gene Ontology annotation, cellular component: membrane; cytoplasm; cytosol. Bases 462 to 1088 code for a protein of 208 amino acids. Lineage: Eukaryota; Metazoa; Mollusca; Gastropoda; Aplysiida; Aplysiidae. Gene Ontology annotation, biological process: intermembrane lipid transfer; ceramide transport. The record is from RefSeq and is a predicted model, not a curated record. The transcript has 6 exons.